AUGAGCGACGUCAACAAGACCACCGCCACCCCGACCGAGCGGGUCCCAGAGACCACGCCUGCGCCGGCAACAGCGCCCGCCUACAACGGCGAUGCCACUGCUCACGAAGGUGAACGACACCACAAGGGCCACGACCUGCCCGCCCAUGGUCACAACCCUUCGACGCAGCCGGACGUAGACCAGAAUCCCGACCUGACGCUGCAUUACUCCCACGAACACCAGCAUGACCACAUGCACCAUGGCCGCACUUCGCUUGCCGGUCGGCACGAUGAUAUCCUGUAUGCGAGAGGCACCACCGAGGACCAGCACAUCGGUCAUCAAGACCACAGCCACACUACCCACCAGCACCCGAAGGGCGCUCAUGUCGGGGUUGACUCAAAAGACCACUCUUAUAGCGAGACCGACGCAGAAAAAGGCGAAGUUGGCACCGAUCCCACCAAGGUCGCGACGAACGAGACAGACGAUGGCCGGAACCACCGUUUCUCGCGCUUCUACCGCAAAUACAAGAUUUUCUUCCAUCUUUUCAUCUGGCUGGUUUUCACUGGCUGGUGGAUUGCUGGCUUGAUCCUGCAUCGCAACGACAACCUGGGCUGGCUCAAGCCCUUUCUCCUCUACCUUGCUAUCACUCUUCGCAUCCUCACCUUCUGGGUGCCCGUCACCUACGUAACUCGGCCCAUGCACUGGACCUGGAACCAGACCGGCGUCCGCGUCUACAACAUCAUUCCCGAGAAGCUCCGCAUCCCGUCGGCCGCGUUGGUCACUGUUGCAGUCUUCUUGGUCGGUUCUAUGGUGUCUGAAGAAUCUGCCAACAAUACCAGGGGCAACCGUGCCAUUUCCCUGGUUGGUCUGGGUCUCAUGAUCGCAAUUCUCUGGGCCACCUCCAAAAACCGCAGCAAAAUCAGGUGGCAUACUGUCAUUGGCGGCAUGCUGACCCAGUUCAUCAUCUCCGUCUUCGUGCUGAGGACUGACGCCGGCUACGACAUUUUCAACUUCAUCUCCUACCUCGCCCGUGAAUUGCUUGGAUUCGCCCAAGAGGGAACCGCAUUUUUGACCACACCAGAAGUGGCCCAGCUGUCAUGGUUCUUGAUCGGUGUCGUGCCGCCUAUCAUCUUCUUCGUAUCCCUCGUGCAGCUGCUUUACUACUCCGGCCUCCUUCAAUGGUUCGUGGGUAAAUUCGCAGUCUUCUUCUUCUGGUCGCUACGCGUCUCUGGCGCCGAAGCCGUUGUGGCUGCUGCCACGCCCUUCAUCGGCCAGGGCGAAUCUGCCAUGUUGAUCCGCCCCUUCGUGCCGCAUCUUACCAUGGCCGAAAUCCACCAGGUCAUGACUUCAGGCUUCGCCACCAUCGCGGGAUCCGUCCUGGUCGCCUACAUCGGUCUCGGCCUCAACCCGCAAGCCCUCGUCUCUUCCUGCAUCAUGUCCAUCCCCGCCUCGCUGGCCGUGUCCAAGAUGCGCUAUCCGGAGACCGAGGAAACCAUCACCUCGGGCCGCGUCGUGGUUCCAGAUGACGACGAGCACCGCGCUACCAACGCGCUGCACGCCUUUGCCAACGGCGCCUGGCUCGGCAUCAAGAUCGCCGGCAUGAUCGUCGCCACACUCUUGUGCAUUAUCGCCUUCAUCGGCCUCAUCAACGGCCUGCUCGGCUGGUGGGGCCGCUACCUCAACAUCACCCAGGACGGGCAGCCCUACCUGACCCUGCAGCUCCUGCUCGGCUACAUCAUGUACCCCGUGGCCUUCUUCCUGGGCGUGCCCCGUAACGAGCUGCUAGAGGUCGCCGAGCUGAUCGGCGUCAAGAUCAUCGCCAACGAAUUCGUCGCAUACAACUCCCUCGUCAACGAGCCCCGCUACUCCGGCCUCAGCCCCCGCUCCCAGCUCAUCGCCACCUAUGCUCUCUGCGGCUUCGGCAAUUUCGGCUCCCUAGGCACCCAGAUCGGCGUGCUCUCGCAGAUCGCGCCUUCGCGCGCCGGCGACGUCGCCACCGUGGCGCUGUCCGCCCUGUUCUCGGGCGUCAUUUCCACCCUCACCUCCGCCAGUGUCGCGGGCAUGUUGAUCACGAAUGAGCGCCUCGAGCAGACUGCUAGUGAGACCUAA
Cyphellophora europaea CBS 101466 is the source of this 2088-nucleotide messenger RNA. RefSeq lists its product as uncharacterized. The transcript has 2 exons. Bases 1 to 2088 code for a protein of 695 amino acids. NCBI's taxonomy places the organism in Eukaryota, Fungi, Ascomycota, Eurotiomycetes, Chaetothyriales, Cyphellophoraceae. Gene Ontology annotation, molecular function: symporter activity; nucleoside transmembrane transporter activity. Gene Ontology annotation, biological process: nucleoside transmembrane transport. The record is from RefSeq and is a predicted model, not a curated record. Gene Ontology annotation, cellular component: membrane.